Rhinolophus ferrumequinum (greater horseshoe bat) is the source of this 2160-nucleotide messenger RNA. It is a transcript of the gene CCDC47, whose product is annotated as coiled-coil domain containing 47. Gene Ontology annotation, biological process: endoplasmic reticulum calcium ion homeostasis. The record is from RefSeq and is a predicted model, not a curated record. Gene Ontology annotation, cellular component: endoplasmic reticulum. The transcript is spliced from 13 exons. NCBI's taxonomy places the organism in Eukaryota, Metazoa, Chordata, Mammalia, Chiroptera, Rhinolophidae. The coding region runs from base 232 to 1683 and encodes 483 amino acids. Gene Ontology annotation, molecular function: calcium ion binding.
UUGCCGCGCGCAGGCGCGGACAGGCAGCACGCAGUCUACGUAUUGGACGGUGGAAGCUACGUGAAGAGUGGCGCGACGUGACUGAGCUACCUGGUCCAGCUGUGUCCUAGAGGGAUCGGGGGCAGUAAAAUCGCGGUGACAGCGCAAGCAGCGGCCAGGCCGAGAGGCAGGCGGGGUAAAGGCGGCGGCCUCAGAAGCGCUGGGCCGGUUCUAGCCCCUGGUACAGGUGCAAUGAAAACCUUCCACGCCUUCUGUGUUGUCCUUUUGGUGUGUGGGAGCAUCUCUGAAGCCAAGUUUGACGAUUUCGAGGAUGAGGAAGACAUCGCAGAGUAUGAUGAUAAUGACUUCGCUGAAUUCGAGGAUGUCACAGAAGAUUCUGUCACUGAGUCUCCUCCACGGGUGAUAACCACUGAAGAUGAUGAAGACGAGACCACUGUGGAGUUGGAAGGACAUGAUGAAAACCAAGAAGGAGAUUUUGAAGAUGCAGAUACCCAGGAGGGAGAUACCGAGAGUGAGCCAUAUGAUGAUGAAGAAUUUGAAGGUUAUGAAGACAAACCAGAUACUUCUUCUAGCAAAAAUAAAGACCCAAUAACAAUUGUUGAUGUUCCUGCACACCUCCAGAACAGCUGGGAGAGUUAUUAUCUAGAAAUUUUGAUGGUAACUGGUUUGCUGGCCUACAUCAUGAAUUAUAUCAUUGGGAAGAAUAAAAACAGUCGCCUUGCUCAGGCUUGGUUUAACACUCAUAGAGAGCUUUUGGAGAGCAACUUUACCUUAGUAGGGGAUGAUGGAACUAACAAAGAAGCCAUAAGCACAGGAAAGCUGAACCAGGAGAACGAGCAUAUCUACAACCUGUGGUGUUCUGGUCGAGUGUGCUGUGAGGGGAUGCUUAUCCAGCUCAGGUUCCUCAAGAGACAGGACUUACUGAAUGUCCUGGCCCGGAUGAUGAGGCCAGUGAGUGAUCAAGUGCAAAUAAAAGUGACCAUGAAUGAUGAAGACAUGGAUACGUAUGUGUUUGCCGUUGGCACUCGGAAAGCCUUGGUGCGACUGCAGAAAGAGAUGCAGGAUCUGAGUGAGUUUUGUAGUGACAAACCUAAGUCUGGAGCAAAGUAUGGACUGCCGGACUCCUUGGCCAUCCUGUCUGAGAUGGGAGAAGUCACAGAGGGAAUGAUGGAUACAAAGAUGGUUCACUUUCUUACACACUAUGCUGACAAGAUUGAAUCCGUUCAUUUUUCAGACCAGUUCUCUGGUCCAAAAAUUAUGCAAGAGGAAGGUCAGCCUUUAAAGCUGCCUGACACUAAGAAGACGCUAUUGUUUACAUUUAGUGUGCCUGGCUCAGGUAACACUUACCCAAAGGAUAUGGAGGCUUUGCUACCCCUGAUGAACAUGGUGAUUUAUUCUAUCGAUAAAGCCAAAAAGUUCCGACUCAACAGAGAAGGCAAACAAAAAGCAGAUAAGAACCGAGCUCGAGUGGAAGAGAACUUCUUAAAGCUGACGCAUGUGCAAAGACAGGAAGCGGCACAGUCUCGGCGUGAGGAGAAGAAAAGAGCAGAGAAGGAGCGAAUCAUGAAUGAGGAAGAUCCUGAGAAACAGCGCAGGCUUGAGGAAGCUGCCUUGAGGCGGGAGCAAAAGAAAUUGGAAAAGAAGCAAAUGAAAAUGAAACAAAUCAAAGUGAAAGCCAUGUAAGGUCAUCCCAGAGAUCUGAGUCCUGAUGCCACCUGUAAGCUCUGAAUUCACAGGAAACGUAAAAAAAUACCAGUCCAUUUCUCAUCUUAAAGUUCAAACAGUCCCAGUGACUGAGAAAUCCUUAUUUCAUUGUUCUAUUUUUUUUGGAGUUUUACAGAGGUUAUGGAUACAUUGAAAGGACUCUGUUUCAGUCAUUUUCUUCCAGAUAAUCAAAUUAUUUUGAUUAUUUUAUGAAAGGAAUGCUGUAUGAACUCUGUAGUUUUAAAAUAUUUUUAAAAUUAUAACGAAUCAUCACUGCUUUUAGUGCUAUGAUAUUUGAAGAAAUAUCAUGAAUUUAUAGACACACAAUUAGAUCGUUGCUUUUUGUUUAAAAUGGCAGUUUGAAAUAGCAGUUGAAAUGGCUAUAGAGAAUGCCUCUAAACCAAGAUUCCACAAAUAACUGUUGGAAUUGCACAAUAAACAUUGCUUGGUGUUUUC